Molecule: messenger RNA, 763 nt
Organism: Eupeodes corollae
Lineage: Eukaryota; Metazoa; Arthropoda; Insecta; Diptera; Syrphidae
Product: electron transfer flavoprotein beta subunit lysine methyltransferase-like
Exons: 4
Coding region: 10-735 (241 amino acids)
Biological process (GO): peptidyl-lysine trimethylation
Cellular component (GO): mitochondrial matrix
Molecular function (GO): protein-lysine N-methyltransferase activity
Source: RefSeq, a predicted model, not a curated record
CAACUUAUUAUGACUAGAAUAUACUCCAAAUUGUUUAGUGUUCUAAAUAAUCAAAAAUUCAAUUUAAGUUGCCCAAAGUUUUCAAAUUUGGUCCAGCGAAUCGAAGCAAAUACAAAAGUAUCUAGAGCCCAUCUGACUCCUGAAAUAGCACUCAGAUUGAUAACACCUGAGUGUCGUUUAUUCCAUGAACCUGUUACAGCAGAAAGUGAUAAAGUCUUCGAAAAUGAUCCUUUUUGGGGGUUCUAUUGGCCUGGCGGACAAGCACUGAGCAGAUUCAUCCUGGACAACACUAGCCUGGUCAAAUCAAAGAAUGUCCUCGACAUUGGAAGUGGAUGUGGAGCAUCAUCAAUAGCAGCAAUGAUGUGUAAAGCUAAAUCCGUCAUAGCAAACGAUAUUGAUUCAAUUGCUUCAGUUGCUGCCCAAAUGAAUGCCACUCUCAAUGGAGUACAAAUCGAAACCAACGAACAAAAUCUAAUUGGAAAUUUAAUUAUUGAGGCGGAUAUUAUUUUAUUAGGAGAUCUAUUUUAUGAUGCCGACUUUGCAGACAUUUUGUUACCAUGGUUGGAUGAGUUGCAUGCUCGAGGGAAAUUGAUUUUCAUUGGUGAUCCCGGGAGACAUGGAUUGACUGAAAAUCGUUUGAAAUUUAUGAAGAAAAUGGCAACUUACGAAUUGACUGAGAAUUGUUGUAUCGAAAAUAAUGGCUUUAAAAAUGUUCACGUUUGGAAAUUUAGAUGAUUGGAAAAAAGAAUGUAACCUAUUUAAA